UAAACAUAAAUUUAUGAAUUUCUUAGUUUAUUUAUCAAAAAAUAAUUUUAAAUUUAAAUAGUAUAAAAAAAUCGAAAGAAAAUGCCGGAAUAUAUGCAAUGGCAGUAUCCUGAUAUACCAGAGGAGGUUAAUAAACUGUUAAUGCAAAAUGAUAAAAAUCUAGUAAUAGUUGGUGUUAUAGGGAAAUCUGCAUUUCCCGAUUGCAACAAAAUGGUCGGUUUAGAAGUGCUAGACCGUCAUCCAAGUCUGAUAAAACAUGAGCCAAAAGAGGGACAAAUACAAUUUUAUUAUAAACCUAUGGAAUCUAUAUUAUUUUUACAUUUUGAGACCACUUACGAUGUGGCUUGCAUGCAAAAAAUGCUUUUGGAAGAGUUGGAACAACAAACAUUUGAUCAGUUUCUAACAUUUCAUCAAAAGAUGCGUAAUCGUUUUGCGCGCAUGUUUCUGUUUGCCACACAAGUAUGUCAUUUAAUAGUGUUUGUGGAAUUAAGUGUCACCUUUGAUGCUUCAUUGUUGGGCAUGUUUAAGGCUUUAAAGAUUAUAAGAGACCAUCAUGUUUUAAAGUUUUUGCCAAAAUUAAUGAAAAAUACUAGCACUGGUUUUUUGCUGGGCAAAUGUGCCAGAUUAUGUUCUCCUAGGCUUUUAUUUUUAUUCGAAAAUUUGCCUAAUGGUCAUGAAAAAAAUAAAGAAGCCAUUUCAAAAUCUGAAUUUGAUGUUGAGGAUAAUAUAUAUAAAAUGCUGCGCAAUGAAUUCGUGGUGGUUAAUAAUAGUAACAAUUCCUUGUUUUCUAUACCCGCCAAUUUACGUUUCGUGUACUAUAAUUUAAAUGAUAAAUUAAGAGAAGAUCCUUUAUUGAAAUCAGUAGAAAUGUUGCAUGAAUUAAUACAGAAACCCAAUUUUACCCAAGAUGAUGAGGAUUUGGAUGAUUUGUUGCCUUUUAAGGGCUUUGGCAAACCUUUAAACUUAAACAAUUGCGAAAAUAAAUCCGAAUCUUUUGAGGAUUUGUAUGUGAAAAAUCGCAAAUUUAAAGAUUUAUUGAAAGAGCAUGUAGAUCAAGCUUUCGAUGUGGGUUUUAAUGAUAAUUUAACCAAAUUUAAAGGCAAAAAUCACUUUGUGCUUUUACCUUUUAAACCUUGGUUUGAGACUUUUAAAAUGUUGCAUAAAUUGUUUAUAGAAAAUCCUGAUAAUAAAUCAUUUGAGGCGAAUGAUCCUGAUUAUAAAUCUUAUUUGGAAAAUUUUGAUAAAAUCUUAAACUAUGAUAGCGAAUUUUUUAAAGCUUGCUGUGAUAUUGGUCUGCAGAAGGCUUUUUCCAUGUACAAUAAUCCUACUUUAACUUACUACAGUGGUAUAGUGCAUAAGAAAUUGGUCGAAGAAGCCGUUACGUUAUAUAUGAAAUACGCUCGCGGUCCAGAUACCGCCACUAAUGAAGCAAAACUGCGUGAAAUGUGUGAGACUUGCUGGAAAUGUGGCAAAGAACAAUGUGAAUAUCCUAGUUUAAGGGGUAAUCCAUGUGCUAGAGCCAAGCAUACAGCUAAAGAUCCCACCGAGCAUACCAGUAAUUUAAUAUUCAUAUCGGCCUGUAAUUGUGGCAAGUCCCAGGGAAGACGAGAGGAUCCUUACAGCAUUAGGAUAGCUAACUAUGAAUUUUAUGAAUAUAUGGCGAGUAAUUGUAAUUUAUGUGCAAAAGUGAAGAGAAUACAUUUUGCCAUAUUUGAGCCAUCGAUUAAUGAUUAUAGAGCUGCCGAAUUCGAUAUUGGUUUUCCCAAACUCAUCAUUAACGAACAACCUGAUAUGCAAUCGAAUUGUGUGUCAAACAUUCCCGAUGAAGAGCAAUUUGCUCUCAAUAAUUCGCAACCUUUAACCGCCUCACAAGGCACUCAUACCAAUCUAAGUCUUUCGGUAUCUAUGGAAAAUCUAAAUAACCUAGACGAACAAGAUAACGAUGAUAUUAAUAGUUCGGUAGAAGCUCUAAAUGAAUUGAUCCUAAAAGUUAAAGAUAGAGACUCUGAAGAUGAUGAAAAAGAAAGAUCUAUAGUGAGACAACCCUCAACUACGGAAUAUUUGCCGGGUAUGAUGCAUACCGAAAGCCCGAUUGGAUUGCUGCCACAAUUUCCCAGUUGGUCUUUGUGCUGUGUGGGUUCGAGUUCGGUUUACAGUCAUAGCAAUGGUUUGCAGGAACAUUUUCAAUCGGGAUUUUUGUCGGGCUCUAAUUUUCUAUUGCCCUGGGAUGUUCAAGUACGUUUGGAGCAUUCGGCCCAGUGGGCUUAUGAAAAGACCAGAUACCGUAAAAUGGGUGAAGUGUUUGUGUUGAAAAUAUUUGUGGGCUUUGAGUAUGAAUGUCCCAGAGGUCACAGAUUUAUGAUGUCGGCACCAGAUAAGAUUUUAAGAGGAGGUUCAGGAAUUUUACGUGACAGCGGCAGCAAAGUGGUUUACAAUAAUAUGCCUCUGUAUUUCCCCUGUCCCUGCCGCACCAAAAACUUUAAUGUGGCUCAAUUGAUGCGUGUUCAUGUGGUCACACCGAAAGCUCCUGUCAAUGUCUCUUUAGAUCCUAAAGUACGUACGGGAGAUAGAGAUUUUGUAAUGGGCUUACCCGAACCUCCGAAACUAUCACAGAGUGCUUAUUGGAUUUUACGUCUUCCCUAUGUGUAUCAAGGCGAUGAGGGCCAUAUACCCCCACCCAUGGAAGUUACCACUGCAAAUGCUCUUAACUAUGGCUGCUUAAUGGCUGGCAUGUUUGGUGUAAGUGAAGUUGAGGCAGAUGAAUAGUUUGGGAAAAAAUAGUUGGCGCUGAUAAAUUA
This is a messenger RNA of Calliphora vicina (urban bluebottle blowfly), 2798 nucleotides long. Its product is annotated as nonsense-mediated mRNA decay factor SMG8. The record is from RefSeq and is a predicted model, not a curated record. The coding region runs from base 82 to 2766 and encodes 894 amino acids. NCBI's taxonomy places the organism in Eukaryota, Metazoa, Arthropoda, Insecta, Diptera, Calliphoridae. Gene Ontology annotation, biological process: nuclear-transcribed mRNA catabolic process, nonsense-mediated decay. The transcript is spliced from 12 exons.